CUGCCACGUCAUACUGGAGUGCUGUCAGAGAGAAGGAGAGGAGGAACAUUUAUGCUGUUAUGAUCAACGAUGUAAAACUAGUGAGAAACUCAAGAGCUCAUUCAUUUGAUUCGGAGGCAUAUCGUUCACGUGUCCUUUUAUUGAUGUCACUAGUGUGAGAGAUGCUGCUGGAUGAGAAGCCUCUCUUUGAGCCGUCCUUGCUCCAGGAACUGGACUGGAGCAGCAACACGGUGUCCUUCUCUCCCCCCAUCUCCCCCUCCCAGCCUGGGGAGAGUCUGCAUCUCCGGCCCCUCUGCACAGCCGACAUCAACAAAGGAUUCUGUAAGGUUCUGUCCCAGCUCACCCAGGUGGGAGAUGUCACACCAGAGCAGUUCAUCAAGAACUUUGAGCACAUGAAGAAAACUGGGGACUACUAUGUCGUCGUGGUGGAGGACACCAGUCUGCGGCAGAUUGUCGCCACGGCUACGUUAAUCACUGAGCACAAAUUCAUCCAUUCGUGUGCCAAAAGAGGAAGGGUGGAAGAGGUGGUUGUGAGUGACGUCUGCAGGGGAAAACAGCUGGGGAAACUCUUGGUGUCGACUCUGACUCUUCUCAGCAAGAAGUUGGAAUGUUACAAAAUAACACUGGAAUGUGCCCCCAACAAUGUAGCUUUUUACCAAAAGUUUGGCUACUCUGCCUCGAAUGAGACCUACAUGCAGUGUCGGUUCCAUGAAUGAGGUCCAGACCCAGUCCCCCCUGUGGGAUUCGACCCUGAGACCCCCGGGGUCCACUCAGCGAUGCCGUCUUCUCCCUCUGGGACCAAUGCUACCUCACCUGGGAGAUCUUCCACCACGGCAAUGUCUAGCAACAGGAACAGGUGUCGAUGUUGUCCAGAACAUUAGGACUACAGAGUGUGCAAUCACAUGCAAUUGUCGCUUGAGGUGUCGAGAAGCACAUUCUAAGGAAUGCAUGGGAGAAAUCUUUUUUUUUUUUUUCAUCCUAAAGGUUUUUGUUUAUUUGCAUAAGUGAGACUUAAUUCAGAAUCAGAAUUUUGUUCUUAAUAUUCUAUAUAUGUAUUUAUUUAGGGGAAGGUUUCUCUUUAUUGGGAAAUAAUGUUUUGAAUUCCUCAAGACUGAUCCAGAGGCUGGUUGGGACACUAUGUAGGAGGGUUACUUUGGCAACGCUGGACAAUGCUGUAUUUAUUGGUCUAGGCUAAUUUAUUAUGUUACCAAUAUACCAUGGCUAUAGCAUCUUUAUUGAGAUUUUUCAUUAUUUCAUUUUUGGCAUUUUGGUCAGAAGAAUAACCAUGUAAAUGUUGGUCUCGAGGCAGAUAAUACAUUCAUAAAAUAAUGCUUAUUUAUUUAGCUUUGAUUAUUGGUCACUAUUCUUGGAAAUUUGGGGACAUUUGUAUUUUCUUAUUAAGAGGAACAAAAAACAGAAUGGUUAAAACAAAUAAAGUUGUAUAUGUUCAAUCCAA
Molecule: messenger RNA, 1456 nt
Organism: Osmerus eperlanus (European smelt)
Lineage: Eukaryota; Metazoa; Chordata; Actinopteri; Osmeriformes; Osmeridae
Gene: gnpnat1
Product: glucosamine-phosphate N-acetyltransferase 1
Exons: 6
Coding region: 162-716 (184 amino acids)
Biological process (GO): UDP-N-acetylglucosamine biosynthetic process
Cellular component (GO): endoplasmic reticulum-Golgi intermediate compartment; endoplasmic reticulum; Golgi apparatus
Molecular function (GO): monosaccharide binding; glucosamine 6-phosphate N-acetyltransferase activity
Source: RefSeq, a predicted model, not a curated record